CGAUACGUCACUUUCCCCUCUAUAGAGACGUAUAGACAUCGCCAUCGUUUUGAGGUCGUCUUUUUAUUGUGCGUAUGUGCUAGUUCCAAGUUCUGCGCUGCGUAUUGAAGGCACAGAUCUCGCCGGGUACAGAAAAUGUCGAACUCGGCGGGGUCGGACAUGGAACCUGGCAGUGAAGACGAAGGUCCUUGCAACGUCGCCAGUCCGUCUCCUGUGGCAUCACCUGAUUCAAACAACAACAGUGAGAGUGGGCAAAGCCCACCAGGCUCUGACAAUGAGGAUGGAAGUGGUCAGGAGAGUGGCCAAGAAGACAACAACGAUGAGGUGACCAGGGACUCCGGUAGUGAAGGGCAGGGGGAUGGUGCAGGGAGUGGGUCGGACAAUGAAAAGAACAGUGAUGCAGAAGUGCGGAGUUCUCCAAGCUCUCCUGCUGCUGAGAAUGACAGCGCCACUGGUGACCGGUCAGCAGGAGAAGAAGAAAAUGAAGAUGGCCGGGAAAGCAGGCAGAGCUCAACUUCUGGUGCAGGCGGGGAGCAAGGUACAGCAGAACAGGCACAGUCGGACAGUGGGCAGCAGCAAGAUGACGAUGAGGCGCCAUCAUGCCAUGACAGCCCGCCUGCAAGCCCAAGCCCUUCAAACACUGGUGCUGAAGAGAGAAGUAGUGCACCAUCAUCCCCCGUGAGGAGGAAUUCUGAUGAUGAGAAAGACUCGGACCGGGAGGAUGCAAAAGAGGCGGGAUCGGACAAGGAGGAAGAUGAGGAGGACAAGGAAGACUCCGACAAGGAGGAGGACAAAGAUGAUAGUGACAAUGAGUCAAAUGUUGGAGAACUGAUUGCCAACAUCUUUGGUGACAGUGAUGAUGAAUCUGAAUUUGAGGGAUUUGGAAAAGAAGACCUCGUUAGCACAAAAAAGAAGGACAAAGCAAAGAAAGCAAGGAAGGUGCUGUCUGACAGCGAAGAGGAGGAUGACCAUGAAGACAAGCAGGAAGAGAAGGUGGCUGACUCUGAUGAGGAUGAGGAGGAGAAAGACAUGGAGGUGUCAGUUGAGCCAGAGGACCACGAGGCAGACGAAAGUGAGCAGCCAGCGCCGGUUGCAGUUAGCCAAGCUGUGCCAGAUGUGUCUAGCUCUGAUGAUGAACUUGAGCCUGACAGCCGUCGGUCUCGAAAUUCCGAUUUCAUGUCAGACUUCGAUAUUAUGAUGGCCAAGAAGAAAGAAGAAAACUCCAAGCGGAGAAAACGGAAAGAUGUUGACAUCAUUAGUGACACUGAUGACAUCAUAGUUGAAAUAAUUAAAGAAAUGAAGGCUGCAGCAGAGGAAGACAAGGAGCUGAACCAGGCUAAGCGUGCAGCGACCAAAAAGCUGAAGCUGCUGCCGGUGGUGGUGCCCCAGCUGAAGAAGCUGGACCUGAAAGGUGCCUUCUUGGACCAGGGUGUUCUGCACGUCAUGGCCGAGUGGCUGGCCCCACUCCCUGACAAGAGCCUGCCCCACCUUCAGAUCCGCGAACACAUGCUGCGCCUUCUUGGAGAGUUCCCGCCUCUGGACCAGGGGUUCCUCAAGUCAAGUGGCAUUGGCCGUGCAGUCAUGUACCUCUACAAACACCCCAAGGAGAGCAAGGAGAACCGCGAGAGAGCAGGCAGGCUCAUCAAUGAGUGGGCCCGGCCCAUUUUCAACCUCAACACCAACUACUCAUCCAUCUCCAAGGAGGAACGCGAACAGAAGGACUUCGAGCGCAUGCCCCAGAAACGCAAGAUCAGGAUGGAGUCAACCGAGGAGGAGCCGCCAAGUAAAAAGGACAUUGACAGGGCUUUGACUGGAGAGGACAAAUCCCUGAGGCCAGGGGAGAAGGGCUGGGUGGCAAGAGCACGGGUGCCAAUGCCAUCUACCAAAGACUACGUGGUCCGGCCAAAGUGGAACUGUGACACCGAGUUUGUCAAGAACACUAAGAAGACAGUGACAAGGCUUGACAAGCACAUGCGGAUGAUUCAGGAGAGGAAAAAGAAAUCAAAAGCACAGAGAGCUGUCACUAUCAGCAUAGAGGGAAGGCAUAUGUCCUUGUGAUUGACUUCGUUUUUUUUUUUUAGGAUCUACAAGAUGUGCCACAUUACAAUCGCAAAUGUAAAGAAAUAAAGUAUGCGUGUGACAGUUUGGA
Dermacentor silvarum is the source of this 2149-nucleotide messenger RNA. Its product is annotated as protein IWS1 homolog. Gene Ontology annotation, cellular component: nucleus. NCBI's taxonomy places the organism in Eukaryota, Metazoa, Arthropoda, Arachnida, Ixodida, Ixodidae. Gene Ontology annotation, biological process: poly(A)+ mRNA export from nucleus. The coding region runs from base 136 to 2058 and encodes 640 amino acids. The record is from RefSeq and is a predicted model, not a curated record. The transcript has 13 exons.